Messenger RNA from Hibiscus syriacus, 825 nucleotides. Its product is annotated as cytosolic sulfotransferase 14-like. The transcript has a single exon. NCBI's taxonomy places the organism in Eukaryota, Viridiplantae, Streptophyta, Magnoliopsida, Malvales, Malvaceae. Gene Ontology annotation, biological process: sulfation. The record is from RefSeq and is a predicted model, not a curated record. The coding region runs from base 24 to 662 and encodes 212 amino acids. Gene Ontology annotation, cellular component: cytoplasm. Gene Ontology annotation, molecular function: sulfotransferase activity.
UAGCCGAUCACCUUUCUGCUGCCAUGGCUGCAAGGUCAUGCUUCCAAGCAAACGAUUCCGAUAUACUUUUGGCUUCUUCUAUGAAGACAGGCACCACAUGGCUCAAGGCGAUCAUCAUCAUCCCCACGAUUAUGAAUCCUUGUGGUCGUGCCACAACCGAUGAUAACGACGACCCUUCGCUCAAGCAUCAUCCUAAUGAACUGAUGCCAUCUCUGGAAAUUCAGAUUUUCAAGGUAAACAAAAAUCCUGAUCUCUCAGAUGUGCCUUCUCCGAGACUAUUUGGAACCCAUGUUCCUUACCCUAUGUUACCCGAAUCUGUUAAAAACUCUUCUUGCAAGAUUGUUUACAUUACUCGAGACCCUAAGGACUCGUUUGUGUCGUACUGUCACUUUAUGAACUCUGUGGUUACUGAUAGAGUAACAGAUCCAUGGCCCAUGGUUGAAGCUUUCGAGAGCUUUAGCACAGGGAUUCAUGCAUUCGGGUCGUUCCAUGACCAUGUUUUGGGCUAUUGGAAAGAGAGUAUAACGAGAUCCGAGAAGAUACAUUUCAUGAGAUAUGAAGACCUGAAGAAGGAGCCGAAGGAGCAGCUGAGGAAGCUGGCUUGUUUCCUGGAAAGGCCUUUCCAUAAGGAAGAAGAGAUGGAGAAAGUGUUGUGGAGAUAACACCUGGAAAGGCUUAAGAGCCUGGAGGUGAACCAACAUGGCGUCGACCCUUGGUUAGGCAUUGGCUACAAGCAUUAUUUCAGGCUUGGCACUGUUGGAGACUGGAAGAACCACUUCACUGAUGAGAUGAAAGAAAAGUUGAAUUGUAUUACAGCCAUGAAAU